CCCUUUUUCUCUUAUUCACCUUCAAACCCCCCUUCUGUUGUAAUAUCUUUCUAAGUAACCUUGGGUUUCACUUUCAUGGCAAUCCAAGGAUCUAGCUUUUGCUACAACGUAAAUGUUAAUUGCAUGCUAUGUUCAAGCUCUAAUUGUUUUAAGAGUCGUCGUUUCCUUUUGUCACCACUUCCGAUUCCAAAGCCAUGUUUUGUGGUUUUAGCUAAGGCUUACAGAGGAAACAAGAUCCAGUUUUUUCCGGGUCAGUGUGUCUCCAAGUUGCCAAAUGGAAGACCUCCACCCUUCAGACCAAAUCUGCAUAUACUACCGUCGAUGCCUUUUCAAGCCAAACGUGAUGACAUUGAGGGUAAUCUAAGUGCUGAAAGCAUCAUAUCAGGUGAACAGACCUUGCAGAGGGACCUACAGAUUGCCAUUGAGCAAGAAAACUAUGCUGAAGCAGCAAAAAUCAGGGAUGACCUCCGAGUCCUAUAUGAGGACAGUAAGGCUUCAGUACUGGCAGCAAAUUCUCGGUUUUACGAUGCUUUUAGGAGAGGGGAUUUAGCCACGAUGCAGAACCUUUGGGCGAAAGGAGAUGAUGUUUGUUGUGUGCACCCAGCUGCAAAUGGGAUAUCCGGUUAUGAUUUCGUAAUGGAAAGCUGGGAGAUUGUGUGGAUGAACUAUGAAUUUCCCCUAGAGAUAGAACUGAAAAAUGUCCGGGUUCAUGUUAAAGGAGAUUCCGGGUAUGUUACAUGCAUGGAAUUCGUCAAGACGACAAAAGGUAACAAUUGGGGAGCGCAGUUCGUAACAAACGUGUUUGAAAGGAUCAACGGCCAAUGGUACAUAUGCAUUCACCAUGCUUCCCAAGCUGACAUUUGAAAGCAUAGUUCACUAUAUCAGCAUGCUUAUGUAUAUUCUUUUCGGUUUUUAUUCCUUUUCGGAGUCUGGUUUGCUCCCAUCAAUAUGAUUGGAUGUUCUAUUAAAUCAUAUCAUUCCUU
Messenger RNA from Hibiscus syriacus, 983 nucleotides. RefSeq lists its product as uncharacterized. The coding region runs from base 76 to 864 and encodes 262 amino acids. Gene Ontology annotation, molecular function: protein binding. Lineage: Eukaryota; Viridiplantae; Streptophyta; Magnoliopsida; Malvales; Malvaceae. The record is from RefSeq and is a predicted model, not a curated record. The transcript is spliced from 3 exons.